ACCUGCACCACUAGAUAUUAAUUAGAAAAUCUUAACUUUUUGUACUGGGGUUAGAUCAUAUUUUCACUGCUGAAAUACCAGCAUUUCAGCAUAUGAAUCCUGGCUUGUGUCGUGGAGUUUGCAUGUUUUCCCCGUUUUUGGUGGGUUUCCUCCAGGGAUUCUAGUUUUCUUCUGAAGUCCAAAGACAUGCAGAUUAGCCUAAUUGCCGUUCCCAAACAUCUAAACAUGUGUGUGACCUGUAAUGGAUUGACACCCCAUCUGGGGUGUACCCCACCUAGUGCCCUAAGUCUCCUGGGAUAGGCUCCAGGCCCACUGUAGUGUAGUGGUGUAAGUGAACUUUAACAUGCUGGAGUAAUUUUAAGACAAAACAUAAAUCUUUAUGUGAUUUACUUUUUUGAUUUCAGGGGACUGUUUGGGCUGAAGACGAAGGAAGCCCAGCUUAGCGUAAAAACAACACUAGUUGUAAAUAUAUGUAUAAUAAAGUAUAAGUUUAUGGUAUUACCUCACCACUGAGCAAACUCACACAACAGGAGAAUACAGACCGGUGCAAAUAUUGGCCUACGCUCAAUGAACAAUAGAAGCUUGUAGUUUUAGAAAUACAGACCUCUCUUUUUUCUCACUUCUUAUAAACACCUAUACACAACCUUAAAACGAGCAUGUGAAGACAGAGUAAUGACAAAGCAUGAAAUAAAACAAAGACACAAAAAAAUUAUAGUUACACAAGUGAUUGUCUAUAUUGAUAAAUAAAAUGUCUAACCUAUAACACAAGAUGGCGCUACUGAGCUGAGAAACACGGAGUCAAGGAACGUCUACAGCGUCUUGCCCUCAAGUAGGAUGUCAAUGCACUCCUAGAGAUGGUUGUUAUUUUGUGUGAUUUAAUUUUUUAUUUAAAGACCUCUGCCAUAAUACUGUGGAGUAUCAUAAACCUUUAAAACAAUGUGGUGAUUUUCCUGAACUCUUACAACCAAUUUACUGCCCAUGUUUCUUUCUAGUCUAUCUCCCCAUUCACCCAAACAAGCUCAUGUCAUUUACACACAUGUCCACACACAAGAGUAAACACACCUCUCUAAACCACUCAAGGACAGGUCUAGCACUUUUCACUUCUAGACAGAAAGGUCAGAGAUCAAAGUGUAAAGGAGGUCACACCAUUGAAAAGGUGUGCAUGUGUGGGUUUGUAAUACAAGCAUAAAAGAGUACCAAGAGGAAUUCCACCAGUCUUUCAGAUUUUAUGAGAUUUAACAAGUUCAACAAACACUACACAAAUCACCAAACAGGACAAAAGUUUAACGGUGAAGUAUGGAUGUAUUUAUUUAAAACUAUGAGUGGUUUGAAAUUUAGGAAGCAGGCUAGAAAAUAAUUCAUGUGAUCAGUCAGGCAGUGUGUGUGUCUGUGUGUGGGUGGGUGGUGGUUGGGGGUAGGGAGCAUCAGUGCAUAUCAGAGAGCAAAGAAACUGCAUAUCUAGGAAUCUUAACCAAGACCCCUACAAGCACCCAGACACACAUACACACAGAGAGAGAGAGAGAGAGAGAGAACAAACAGAGGGAGGGAUAGAGGGUUGGAAGAGGAGAUCAAAUAAGAAGAAAAAGCCAGCAGACGUUUCAGCAAGAUGAGAGCAUGGAAGUGAGUGACAUAUGAAAUACAGAGGCUUAGAGAAGACAUAAUGUUAUUUGAGGUACAGAUUUGAAGAGAAAAAAAUACCGGACUCUAUAUUUGCUUGAAAACCUUGGCUGCACUGUAGGUCAGACAACAUUGGGUGAAAGAUUGGUAAGAGGUAGUGGAAGUCAUCUAAUAGCUGAGUGCAGUUAUUUGUUGGUAUACCUCUUGCUUUCCCAUGAGUUCCCUUAGCAGUGUUGUUUUGUGCAUUCUGCGCUGGCUUUUGCUGGGGGUGUGGGUGAUGUGUCUGUCUGUACAGUGUCAGAGGGAUAAUUUGGUGGCUGGGCCACCCAACAGAAGGUGUGAGGGGGGCUGCAAUGUACCAGCAUCUCCCCCAAAAACUCACCUAACAUACAGGAAGGACACAAUACCCAGAAAGCCACAGGAGCCUCUCCAAAGAAACACACAGCCAUCUUCCAUAUCAGAACGUCUGAUGCAGCUACAGCGGUGUAUGAAACAGCAUGAACCAGCCCCAGGAAAUCGAAGAGAUGGAUCUGACUCCCUGGCAGCCAUUCUGGCCCUAAUGACAGCUGUGCUUACUGAGUGUAACCUACACUGCCACAGCCAGAGACUCAGAGACAUGGCUCGCAGACUAGAGAGUGCAGCAGUGGGAAAAAAUGGAGAAAAAGACCUGCUGCUUUUGAUGAAGAGCAUUACACAAUCUGGGUCUCAAGCAACACCAAGUGCAUUAACAGCCUCUCCCUCUGCAGGACUUUAUCCCCCAAAUUGCUACGAGAUUUUUAAGUUUGGAAUAAAAGAGAAUGGAAUUUACACCAUCCAACCAGACCCUCAAAAACCAGCACUGGAGGCUGUAUGUGAUAUGGAGUCCGCCGGAGGUGGUUGGACAGUGUUUCAGCGUCGAUUUGAUGGACAAGUGGACUUUAACAGGACAUGGAGAGAGUAUCGGGAUGGCUUUGGUUCUCCUCAAAUGGAACACUGGUUAGGCAACGCAGUUCUACAUGCUCUCACAGCGAGUGGUCAGCACACACUCCGUAUCACUCUCCAAGACUGGCAUCAACAGACCCGACAUGCCAUCUACAACAACUUUAAAGUGGCUGGAGAGAACCAGAGGUUUCGUCUGACUGCACAAAAUUACCAAGGAGAUGCCGGUAAUGCCCUCAGCUAUAGUAAACAUUACAACCACGAUGGCAGAGCUUUCAGCACAUUUGAUCACGAUUUUGAUCGCUAUGCAGCUGGUAACUGUGCUCAGUACUACGGUGCAGGCUGGUGGUUCGAUUCCUGUUUGGCUGCCAAUUUGAAUGGACGUUACUAUCGUGGCCGCUACACUGGCAUCACAGAUGGCAUCUACUGGGGCACCUGGUACAUCCUCACUGACUCUCGAAGUGGGGAGAGAUACUCGUUUAAAAGUGUGGAGAUGAAAACACGACCCAGACAGCCUUAAAAUAAUCAUCUUCCUCACACACUUAUACAACAUACACAAAUGAUGCUAUGCUACUUUCAGUAUUUAUACUUCACUAAAUCUAUAGUGCACAGGACAAGUUACAAUGUGAUACGUAUGUAACAGUAGUGUACAAGAUUUUAAAGGUGAAAGUCUCUGUGGCAUUCCAGGGUCUGUAAGUGAGUGAAAUAAAGAAUAGAUGUGGAUAAAUAACAUCCAACAUCAGGUCAAGGAGACUUCUAUGUUUGCAUAUUAUGUUAAUUGUUAAUUCAGAAAGCUUUAAGCAGUCUGGGCUAAGUACUGUAGCAUUUGUGUGCUUUGGACAUGCAGCUUUAGAGAGAACAUUACUGGAGAGGCUAUU
This is a messenger RNA of Clarias gariepinus (North African catfish), 3413 nucleotides long. Its product is annotated as fibrinogen-like protein 1. The transcript is spliced from 6 exons. The record is from RefSeq and is a predicted model, not a curated record. The coding region runs from base 1832 to 3055 and encodes 407 amino acids. Lineage: Eukaryota; Metazoa; Chordata; Actinopteri; Siluriformes; Clariidae.